Oncorhynchus nerka (sockeye salmon) is the source of this 6403-nucleotide messenger RNA. RefSeq names its product zinc finger and BTB domain-containing protein 32-like. The record is from RefSeq and is a predicted model, not a curated record. Gene Ontology annotation, biological process: regulation of transcription by RNA polymerase II. Bases 2869 to 4485 code for a protein of 538 amino acids. The transcript is spliced from 6 exons. Gene Ontology annotation, molecular function: protein binding; DNA-binding transcription factor activity, RNA polymerase II-specific. Lineage: Eukaryota; Metazoa; Chordata; Actinopteri; Salmoniformes; Salmonidae. Gene Ontology annotation, cellular component: nucleus.
UUUGUUCAUCAAAAAUCGUGAAUAACUCACCACAGGUUAAUGAGAAGUGUGUGCUUGAAAGGAUGCACAUAACUCUGCAAUGUUGGGUUGUAUUGGAGAGAAUCAGCCUUAAAUAAUUUUCCACGCACAGUUUGUGCCUGUAUGUCUCCCUGUCAUGGCUUUUUCUCCAUCAGUACAGAUACCAACAUGAGCAGUAGCUACAUUUGGUUAUAUAUGGACCAAUAGUGGAAUUCCCACGAGAGAGUAGCGGAUACUGUGAUUGGAUGUUAAUUAUUUGACGAGGCUACCUGUAUUCAACAUUGUGUUGUUAUUUCACUGAACACCAGAUGGUUCAAUUUGAUUUUGGGAAGUGAAACGAGGCUACUCAGGCGAGAGAGAAAAAACUCACCCAAAUGUAUAACCGCGUUGGAAAAUAUAAGGACUGUUUGAAAAUGUGAAAAAAAAGGAACGUUUUUAAAAUAUGAAUCACAUUUUUGUUUGGAGUAACCCCGACGGUAUUACGUGUACCCCCUUCCCAGUUUGGGAAUACCUGAUCUACAGUAUGUAUCUGCAUGGAUUCAUUUGAGUAUCAAUCGUGUAUUGUUCCUUUGGAGUUCCAUGUCAUAGUUCUCAUGUUUUUCAGAGCCAAAACACAAUAUACCCUGGUGGAUUUGGUUAAUAAUUUGCCUUUGGCAUUGGUGUUGGGAUUUGGAUUAAUCGAUGUCAGAUUGGGGGAUUUCUUCUUCAUCUGAAGAUGAUGCAUCGUGCUCUGGGUUGUAUUCUUCCUCGUCUUCUCCUUCAGAUACCUCCUCCUCUUCUAAAUAAUUUGUAACGCUUGAAGAGUGAUGGGUGUGGAGUCAGACGCAGAGAGCAGAAGAUUCGAGGGAAAAACGCUUUAAUGUCCAAAAACCAGGAACACAUACAAAUGGGUGAAGCCAAAACACAGGCGCAAACACAAUCCAAGGACCACUGGUAAUAACCUGACAGCGAAAACACAACGAUAAAAAAUACACCUCUUACGAACAUAGAAACAAGCCCGCACAAACACAAGCGGGCUAAUCGAACUUAAAUAAUACCAACCCAGAAACCCCAACAAGGAACAGGUGAAAACAAUUAGACAAAACCAAACGAAAAGGAAAAGGGAUCGGUGACAGCUAGUAGACCGACGACGACGACCUCCGAGCGCCACCCGAACAGGAAGGGGAGCCACCUUCGGUGAUAUUCAUGACAUCAUUGUUCUCUUGUUCCUCCUGGACAUCUGAAAAAAUCUGAUCUACGACCUGUUGGGCACUGAAACGUGCACUCAUGGCACGAAGAGAGAGAACAGGGGGGACUGUCAUCUGCAGCACCUUUAUAGCCUCUGACUGCAUUCCCCAUUAGUAAACAAUGCUUUCAAGACAUUUGAGUUCAAUCAGUAGCACACAUAGUUUCAUUGUGUGUGUGUGUGUGUGUGUGUGUGUGUGUGUGUGUGUGUGUGUGUGUGUGUGUGUGUGUGUGCGUGUGUGCGUGCGUGCGUGCGUGCGUGCGUGCGUGCGUGCGUGCGUGCGUGCGGUUUUUGUGGUUUGUAAAUGAUUUUAUAACUGCCGGGUCUAAAAUGACCCUGAGACAAUCUUUGUACCCUGGUGGUGUACAGCUUACAUGGGAAUAUGAACAAAGGUGAUGUUUCACUUUUUAUAAUGUUGGGGUCACUCUAGGAAAAGUAAUCAAAUUUAAAGUUGAAAAAAUAUAAUUUAGGGUGUUUUCUCUGCUGUUAAACAUAGUGGCGGGACAUGUUUUACCCUUAAGACAACACAAGGGUUAAGUCAUUUACCACCUGGUCACCAGCCAAGACGAAACUUCACCCAUGCAAACCUUGUUAGGUCCUGUGUAGAUUGUAUUUUCAACCAGCAAAUAUCAGGAAAUAACACUGAUCAAAUGUAUUUCUUCAGCUGUACAAUAUGAUACAAACUGAAUUUUGACUGAACUGGUCCUUUAAUCAACAUAAAUAUCUUUGAAAAACAGAGCCUUAAAAUUCCAAGCUUCACUACUGUAUAACGUAUUACUAAAGAUGCUGCAUGCAUUGUAAAGAGUGCAAGAUCUGACCAUUGACCCCACAGUAGUAACCAUAUCAUUAAUUUAUCAUCGUUUUUACAUCAGCCAUCUCACACCCACAUGAAAUGCCGCACCAUCAGGCUAAUGCGUGUGCUAUUUCAGGUAGACAGGUUGUAGCUUGGUUCUAUGUUGUUAAAGCCUCUCCAGCCUCUCUAGCGUUCAACAUCCUGUCAAAGCAAAUGGUUUUCUCUGAGUACUGUACAAAAUAGAACCUGGUUGUUUUCCCCACACUAAAACAGUUUGUCUUUUUUAAACAUGAAAAAUAUAUAUUUGAACAUUUCAGUAACCUGCAACUCUGAUGUGAGUGGGACAAAAAUAAUAAAUGUUUGUGCCUUUAAGGAUAAGAUCAUAAAUAUGAUUAAAGAGAUUACUCUGGUAUAACCUGUGUGUUGCUACAUUUCAAACUGUCAGUCGCAGCCUAACACAUUAUUUUGAAAUGAGAUAAUCAACCAAGAUCAAUAACUUGCCAGUUCAACUCUGUAUACUGUACUAACCAAUCAUAUCUCACGGAUGCUCCCAUGACAGACCAAUCAGGGCCAGAUGAGGUUUUAAGAGGAGGGACUGAGAAGAGAGAAGAGGUAACCACCCUUUCCCUUACCUAAACGGACACCCAGCCAACCCUGUCAUUCAACAGCCAGGUCACAAUGCCUGUAGGGUCGACACUCUCCACAGUGGGUGGGUUGAGUCACUCGUGAACUGGUUGAAUGGCGUUGUCUCAAACAGUUUCUAAACCAUCUACUAUUCACCUGCCCAUCUUCUCUUCCCAUCACUCCUCCCUUCCUCCUCCAGACCUCCAAGAUGGUCAGAGUUCACAACACCCAGUACUCCCUCUUCCUGCGCCAGGCAGAUGUCCUGCGUCGCUCGGGGACGCUGUGUGAUGCUGUCAUCUCAGUGGAGAGCCAGGUGUUCAGGGCCCAUCGGCUGGUGCUGGCCUGCGCUAGCAAAACCCUGGAGCAUCAGCUCACCCUGCAGGCUGCAUACUCAGACCAGCCUGAUCGCCUCGACCAACCUCACCACUGUAGUCUGGAGCUCCUCUCUCCACACACCUUCCAGCAGGUCCUGGACUUUGCCUACACCGAGACCCUGGAGGUCCCUGUGGAUGAUCUGCCCCAGCUUCUGAGGGCCGCCAAGCUCCUGGAGAUGCAUUCCCUGGAGGAGCAGUGUCGCAGCCAGCUGAAGAGAAAUCGGGGGUGCCUGACGAGAGAGAGAAGAGAGUUGAGAGAAAUAAGAGUGAGAGGAACAAAAGAAACUAGAGAAAUGAGAGAAACGAGAGAACUUCAGAUAACAGAGGAGAGAGAUGAGAAAGAAUUCCUGAAAGGAAGUCACAUUCCAGAAGAGGGGGAUCCCCAGACAAUUCCCUCCAUUGAUCUGGAGCCCCAGAGCAGCCCAUUCACUGAGGACCCCACUCUUCCUGACACUAGGGAUAACACCUCUGGUUCAUCACCCCCACAGAGAAAAAGGCCAAAGCCACUCACACCCACACUAGUGACCACCACACCGCCUCCAUCCAGAGACAGUGUCAUCGCCACCACUGCUGCCACCAUCCAACCCCCUCCCCCUCCUCCCCCAGCGUCGAGGGUCAUGUGGCACCAAGUCAACACCCUGAGGAGGAUGGCCUUGAACUAUAACGACAUCCUAGCAGCCAGUUCCUCUUCCCUUCAACCCUCACAGCACCUGGUGACAUACCCUUUCCACCUCUCCACUCCUCACAUGUACCCCCUGCUAAUGUCCUCCAUCCCGCCCCAGGUCCACAGCGCCGUCCUGGGCUACCCUGGUAUCCUGCAUCCAUACCACCACCCCCUGCUCUCUGGGUCUCAGGAGCUGGGGGACAUCCUGACGCAAGGUUUGCUGGGAAAAAGAGACCCGAUGGAUAAAGUGUUGAUAGGUGGAGCACCAGGGGAAGGGCAAAGAUACUCCCAGGAGCGUCCAGGAAGAACCCAGGACUGUCAGCACUGCAGCAAGGUCCCCCUGGGCAGCUCAUGGCUGCAGGCCUCAACCACCAACCCCUCAGGCUCAGGUGAGACUUCUCUGGGGUGUAAGUACUGUGAUCGUGGCUUCAGGGUGGAGCCGUCACUGCUGUCCCACCGGCGAGAUCAGGGAGGAGAGAAGCCCUACCAGUGUCAUCGCUGCUCCAAGAGGUUCAGCCUCAAACACCAACUGGAUACACACCACCGGGUACACACAGGAGAGAAGCCUUUUGAGUGCCGUCUGUGUGGCCAGCGGUCAAGGGACUACUCAGCCAUGAUCAAGCACCUGCGGACCCACGGCGGGGCCACACCCUACCAGUGUACUGUCUGCCUGGAGUUCUGUAGCAGCCUUUCUGCCAUGCAGAAACACCUGAAGAACCACCCGCUGCAGGACUUCCCCCCAGACUGGACCAUCAGCAGCACCUACCUGUACACAUGCCAUACCUGAGCUAGCUUGAAGGCAAAUGUAAUGUCAACAGAGAAUCAUUUUACUACCAAACAACUACAUCUCAACGAAACUAACUCAUGGAAUGUAAUGUACAUACAUGGUAACAAGACACCAGUUACCGUAGCAUUUAUCCAUGUACUCCAAAAGUGCAUGGAGUACGUCAAUGCAUAUUUCCACCACUAGAGAGACACUGGGUCUCAGAAAAGAAUGUAAAACAUGUCUUCCAUCAACAGCAUUAUCAUUAUCAAGCACAGUAUUAUUACCAUUCUAUCGUGGCUGCAGCUGAAGAGUCAGUCACUUACAAGAGACAAGGAAAGGAAACAUCAAGACUAUUUAGAGGCAGCAAAAAAUGUGUCCUUGUUUCAUAUGAAUGUGUCCAUCUAUGUUUGGCCGUUAUCUCUCUCAAGAAGACUUGGGGCAAUCGUUUUGUGCACAAAUUCUUGAUUUUCAUUUAGCCAUGUGUGUUUAGUACAUUUAGAUGUUGUUUGAUUCAUAUUUACAGUGCCUUUAGAGUCUGCACCUCCUGGAUUUUUUUCCCACUUUCUUUUGCGUUUCAAAGUGGGAUAGAAAUAUAUAUUUUUUUUUUAAUCAUUCACCUACACAAAAUAGUCCCUAAUGUCAAAGUGAAAAGAAAAUUCUAUACAUUUUUACAAAUUACAAUUAAAUGACUAAAAUAUAGUAGCUGCAGAAGUACUCACACCCUUUGUUUAGCAAAGCCUAAAUGAAGUAAAAAUGUGUCUUAACAAAUCACAUAAGUUAUAUGGACUCCCUCUGUGUGAAAUAACAGGGAUUGACAUGAUUUUUUAAUGACUACCCCUUCCUCUGUUCUCCAUACAUAGAACAUAUGUAAGGUCCCUCAGCCAAGUAUUGAAUUUCAAACUCAUUCAACUACAAAGACCAGGGAGCUUUUUGAAAGCCUCAUAAAGAAGACCAGUGAUUGGCAGAUGGUUAGCAAUAACAAAUCAGACAUUGAAUAUAUCUUUAAGCUUAAGGUCAAAUGAAUAAUUAUGCUGUGGAUGAUGUAUUAAACCACCCAGACACAUCAAAGAUGCAGUCAUCCUUCUGAUCUGAGCUGCAGGACAUUAAGGAAACUGCUUAGGGAUGUUAUUAUGAGGCCAUUGGGGAUUUUAAAACAACUACAGAGUUCAAUGGCUGUGAUGGAAGAAAACUGAGGAUGGAUCAACAACAUUGUAAUGACUCCACAACAACGAUCUAAAAGACAGAGUGAAAAGAAGAAUAUAAAUAUACAGAAUACAAAUAAUCCAAAGCAUGUAUAAAGGCACUAAAGUAAUACUGCAACAACAAAAACAUGGCAAAGGAAUACACUUUUUGGCCUAAAUGCAAAGCCUUAUAAUUAUCUAAUCAAGGUAUAUUAGUGUUUAAUUUUUUAUUAAUAAAAAAAAUACAAAAAUCUUCCACUUUGAUAUUAUAAUAUUUUGUGGAAGCCAUUGACCUACAAAAUACAAUUAAAUACAUUUUAAUCCCACUUUGUAACACCAUAAAAUGUGAAGAAAUCCAAGGGGGUGUAGACUUUUUUAUAGGUGUUGUAUAUGUGCUUUAGCCUGUUGCUAUUUUAAUGAUAGUAUUGUCAUAAUCAAUGUACUAGUUUAGCAGAUGGCCUGUUUUGGUACUGAAUGUAGAUCCUCACACAGUCACACCCAACCACAAAGAAACAAUAGCCUGUCAAGUCAAAUCUUUAUGAUAUGAGGCCAUUGGUUUGCUCUGAAUUUGAGUGUGAAUGCAUUUUGGCAUAAAUUACACAGCAGCUGGCAUGCAGAGUGUAUUUGCAAUUAGUAUCUCUUCAGAGAAUAAAUGUUUUAAAUACAUAUUUAUUUUGACAGGUUGUGUCAGUCAGUGUUCUACCAUUUUACUUACUGUACUUUUUUUUAUACAUAAAACAACCAUAUCUAACAUCUUA